This is a messenger RNA of Lodderomyces pseudojiufengensis, 1245 nucleotides long. RefSeq lists its product as uncharacterized. NCBI's taxonomy places the organism in Eukaryota, Fungi, Ascomycota, Pichiomycetes, Serinales, Debaryomycetaceae. Gene Ontology annotation, biological process: CAAX-box protein processing. The record is from RefSeq and is a predicted model, not a curated record. Gene Ontology annotation, cellular component: endoplasmic reticulum membrane. The coding region runs from base 1 to 1245 and encodes 414 amino acids. Gene Ontology annotation, molecular function: metalloendopeptidase activity. The transcript is spliced from 2 exons.
AUGCCAAUUGCCAUGGCAUUAAAAAUAUUUGCUAUAACUAAAUUUGAAAGUGGAAAUAAAGAUGAUGAUAAUGAUGAAGUAGUCAUAAAUAAUAAAACAAAAUCAUUAUUGAUAAAUUUAAAAGAUAUAAUGAAAUCAAAAUCAGAUACAUUAAAUUUUAAUUUAAUUAAAAAUUUAAUAAUUAUAUAUUUAAAUAUUUAUCAAAAGAUUUGGUUAACUAGUGGUAAUUUGAAUGUUAUAUUAUCAUUUAUUUUCCCAAUAAAUUCAAUUUUUCAAUCAAUCAUAUUUGCUACAGUAUCAAAUUUUUUAUUAUUUUGUUGGAAUUUACCAUUACAAUUUUAUAACACCUAUGUAAUUUCAAAAUUUCCAAAUAAAAAUGAUCCAUUAACUUGGUUUUUAACAAAUUUUUUCACCAUGAUUUUAAAUUCAAUUUCAAAUAGUAUUAAAAUUUAUGGAUUUCUAAAGUUAGUUUCUAUAGUUCAAAAUUUUCCAAUUUGGCAAUUAUGUUUUGGUUAUUUUAUUUUUUCAAUUUUAAGAAUUUCAAUAGUUCCAUUAGUAUUAAGAACUAUUUUUCCAGGAUUUAUGAAACCAGUUCCGGAAGGGGAACUAAAAGAUGAAUUAAGUAAAUUAUGUAAACAAGUUGGGUAUAAUUUAAAUCAUAUUUAUUUAGAUAAUAAUUCAGAACCAAGUUUUUUAGGAUUUGAUUAUUUACCGAACCUUAUUAUAAUUAGUAAUAAAUUAAUUAAUCAACUAUCACCUAAAGAAGUUUCAGCUAUUGUUUUACAAUUAAUUAAUUUAAUUAAAUCAAAUGUUAAUUUAAAGAAAUUUUUACCAAUUUCAAUUAUAUUAUAUGCUAAUAUAUAUUCUUUUGAUAAAUUGUUGAUGAAUGAUGAUACAAUAUUAAAUCAAUUUGGAUUUAGUACCUCAAAUCAAGAUAAUGAUUUAUUAUUUAUAAAAUAUUUAUUAUUUAUGAAAUUGUUUAUUCCAUUUGAAAUAAUUAUUGAUUUAAGUUUUAACUAUUUUCAAAGAUUAACAAUUUAUAAAAUUGAUUUAAAAACAUAUAAAUUUAAUAAUAAUCUACUUAAUGCUUUAGAAAAUUUACAAAAAAACAAUGGUAAUAAUAGUUAUGAAAUAUAUAAAUAUUUCAAAAGUGAUUCAUUAUAUGAUUUAUAUCGUGUUGAAAUACCAAGUUAUCAUGAUAGAAUUGAAAAUUUAAAAUCAAUUGAUCAAAAUAAUACAGAGUGA